AAUCAAAACUGGCACCAUACACGCAGUCUCUGUGCCUAGCCCUCUGAGACAGGAGACUAGGAGGAGAAGGAAGAAGCGGCAUCUUCUUUUUCUUUCAACCAAUGUCUGCGUCUCCCCUCCCUCCCUCGGGAGCCAUAUCGUCGAGAACGCCGAUCUCCCGGAGCUCUCUUCUCGGAAUCAGCGAUCUGAGCUCCGGCAUCCGGAAUGUUCACCUUCUGUCGUGCAAGACUCGGAGAAGCCGGCGAUACGGAAGGUGUCGGACUAUCAGGAACGUCGCCAGCGACAAGAGAGUGGAGAAGGAGACCGAGGAUGAAGGAAUACCAGCUGUUUCAACUUCAUUUUCACUGGAUUCUGCUUCGGUCGCUUCCAAUAUCCAAUAUCAUGCUGAAUUCACACCUUCAUUCUCUCCAAAGCAAUUUAGCCUACCCAAGGCUUAUCUGGCAACUGCACAGAGCGUUCGUGGUGCUCUUAUCAGAAAUUGGAACAAGACAUAUGAACAUUACGAGAAAGCAAAUGUGAAACAGGCAUACUAUUUGUCUAUGGAAUUUUUACAGGGUAGGGCACUUCUGAAUGCCAUAGGAAAUUUAGAGCUCACUGGUACUUAUGCGGAAGCUCUGAAAAAGCUUGGCCAUGAUCUCGAAAAUGUUGCAGGACAGGAACGAGAUGCAGCACUUGGAAAUGGAGGCCUUGGACGGUUAGCUUCAUGCUUUUUGGAUUCCCUAGCAACUUUAGAUUACCCAGCAUGGGGCUACGGGCUGAGGUAUAAGUAUGGCUUGUUCCACCAGAACAUUACAAAAGAUGGUCAAGAGGAGGCUGCAGAAAGUUGGCUUGAGAUGGGAAAUCCCUGGGAAAUUGUGAGACAUGAUGUUUCUUAUCCCAUAAAGUUCUAUGGAAAAGUUACUGAAGGUUUAGAUGGCAAGAAACACUGGGUUGGAGGAGAAGACAUUGCAGCUGUUGCAUAUGAUGUUCCUAUACCUGGGUACAAAACCAAAACAACCAUCAAUUUGCGUCUCUGGUCUACAAAAGUUCCAGUGCAAGAUUUUGACUUGCGGGCCUUCAAUGCUGGACAACAUACCAAAGCAACUGAGGCUCAGAUAAAUGCUGAAAAGAUCUGCUAUGUCUUGUAUCCUGGGGAUGAUUCUACGGAGGGUAAAAUUUUACGGCUGAAGCAACAAUAUACCCUAUGUUCUUCCUCUCUUCAAGACAUAAUAGCCCGUUUUGAGAAGAGAUCUGGACAUGCUGUCAACUGGGACGAAUUUCCUUCAAAAGUUGCAGUUCAGAUGAAUGAUACACACCCAACAUUGUGCAUCCCAGAGCUGCUUAGGAUAUUAAUUGAUGUCAAGGGCUUGAGCUGGGAGGAAGCCUGGAAAAUUACUCAAAGGACUGUUGCAUACACAAACCACACUGUCCUUCCUGAGGCAUUGGAGAAGUGGAGUCUAGAUAUCAUGCAGAAGCUACUCCCAAGACAUGUUGAGAUUAUAGAGAGGAUUGAUGAAGAGUUGAUUGGGACACUUGUUACAGAGUAUGGGACGAAGGAUCUUGAGUCAUUGAAAAAGAAGAUUUCACAAAUGAGAAUACUAGAAAACUAUCCACUACCUUCAGCAAUUAGACAGCUUUUUGACAAAUCAAAAGGUGACGCUAAGAAGGACGAUUCGAAGGAAAAAGAACAAGACAAGUCGGAUGCAAAACUUCCAAAAACAGUUCGCAUGGCCAAUCUCUGUGUUGUUGUGGGGCAUGCUGUAAAUGGGGUUGCUGCAAUCCAUAGUGAUAUUGUGAAAAAUGAAGUUUUCAAUGAUUUUUACAAGUUAUGGCCAGAAAAAUUCCAGAACAAGACAAAUGGUGUAACUCCAAGGCGAUGGAUCCGAUUUUGCAAUCCAGAUUUAAGCGAAAUAAUAACUAGAUGGCUUGGUACAGAGGAAUGGGUCCUGAAAACUGAGAAGGUAGCUGAGCUCCGAAAGUUUGCAGACAAUGAAGAGUUUCAAGCCCAGUGGGUUGCAGCAAAGCGCAACAACAAGUUGAAGCUUGUAUCAUACAUAAAAGAGAAAGCAGGCUAUGUUGUCAGCCCUGACGCAAUGUUUGAUAUUCAAGUGAAGCGCAUUCAUGAAUACAAGCGACAACUAUUGAACAUUUUAGGCAUUAUUUACCGGUACAAAAAAAUGAAAGAGAUGAGUGCUGAAGAAAGGAAGUUGAAGUUUGUUCCAAGGGUGUGCAUAAUUGGAGGGAAGGCUUUUGCCACAUAUGUGCAAGCGAAGAGGAUAGUCAAGCUCAUAACAGAUGUUGGUGCUGUCAUAAAUCAUGAUCCUGAUAUUGGGGAUCUUCUGAAGGUUAUUUUUAUUCCCAACUAUAAUGUUAGUGUUGCUGAAAUGCUGAUUCCUGCCAGUGAACUGUCGCAACACAUCAGCACUGCUGGGAUGGAGGCUAGUGGAACUAGUAAUAUGAAAUUUGCAAUGAAUGGUUGUGUGUUGAUUGGAACACUGGAUGGAGCUAACGUAGAAAUCCGUGAAGAAGUUGGUGAGGACAACUUUUUCCUAUUUGGUGCUCGCGCCCAUGAGAUUGCUGGACUGAGGAAAGAAAGAGCUGAAGGAAAGUUUAAGCCCGAUCGUCGAUUUGAAGAGGCUAAAGAGUUUAUCCGAAGCGGCGCCUUUGGAAAAUAUGACUACUCUCCCCUGCUCGGGUCCUUGGAGGGAAAUGAAGGAUAUGGUCGGGGAGAUUAUUUCCUUGUUGGCAAGGAUUUCCCAAGUUACAUUGAAUGCCAAGAUCAGGUUGAUGCUGCAUACGCAAACCAGAAAAGAUGGACGAAGAUGUCGAUCAUGAACACUGCAGGCUCCUUCAAGUUCAGCAGCGACAGGACCAUCCACGAGUAUGCCAAAGAUAUAUGGGGUAUCCUUCCUGCUCGGCCAUCUUAGAAGUACAUGCACAUGUUCGUCAAGGUGCAACCUGGAUGCCGCCUCCUGUGUUAUGUAAGCCUGUUCAUUCUUCAAAGCCUACGAAUUUAUGUACAAUUUGAUCUAAGUCGGACCAACCAUUUGGAGGUUCGAGGGGAAGCUUUUAGUUCCCCUUUCUUUGAGUCCUGUGUCUGUAAUCAGUCACAAUCCUGUAGAAUGCUUACUUCAAUGGAUGUCCCUAUCCCAAUAACAAAGAAGGGUUUAGUUU
Molecule: messenger RNA, 3153 nt
Organism: Nymphaea colorata (pocket water lily)
Lineage: Eukaryota; Viridiplantae; Streptophyta; Magnoliopsida; Nymphaeales; Nymphaeaceae
Product: alpha-1,4 glucan phosphorylase L isozyme, chloroplastic/amyloplastic-like
Exons: 15
Coding region: 102-2906 (934 amino acids)
Biological process (GO): glycogen catabolic process
Cellular component (GO): cytoplasm
Molecular function (GO): glycogen phosphorylase activity; pyridoxal phosphate binding
Source: RefSeq, a predicted model, not a curated record